GAACAUUGCUGCAAACGCGUACGAAGUGUCUUAUUCAUACAUUUCAUACCGCUUUUUUUAUUAUUAUUUUGGAGUGGUUUGCGCAUGCGAAGAGGCAAGCUGAGGCCACUUGCUGAUGACCGAGUUGAGAGCAUCGAUCGCUCUCAAAGCGCUCAGCAGGAUAUGCGCGUUUUUACAUAAACCUGGUGAAAACAGAUUUCCUGCUUUUAUUUUCUCCCGCUGCUACGUUUCACGCAACAGGCAGCAACACCAAUGUGGAGACCGCGCUGAGGGAACGGUACCACCUGUAACGGUGCGCCUAUCUGCUGCCGACUUUCACGUCGACGCCGAGGAUGAAGAAGCAAAACGUCCGGACCCUGUCGCUCAUCCUCUGCAUGUUCUCCUACUUGCUGGUCGGCGCCGCGGUGUUUGACGCGCUGGAGUCCGAGUCGGAGAGCUCCCGCAGACGCAUCUUGGAGCAGAAGCGCAACGAGAUGAAGAAGAAGUACCGCUUCUCCGAGCACGACUACCGCGAAAUCGAACGAGUGGUGCUGCAAGCUGAGCCCCAUCGCGCCGGGAGACAAUGGAAAUUUGCUGGCUCUUUUUACUUUGCCAUAACAGUCAUCACCACCAUUGGUUAUGGUCAUGCAGCACCAGGCACAGAUGCCGGAAAGGUCUUCUGCAUGUUCUACGCUGUACUGGGAAUUCCUCUCACUUUGGUCAUGUUCCAGAGCCUGGGAGAAAGGAUGAACACGUUUGUCCGCUAUCUCCUACAUAAGGUGAAGCAGUGCCUGGGCUGUCGACGCACUGAGGUGUCCAUGGAGAACAUGGUCCUGGUGGGCUUCCUGUCCUGCAUUGGAACCCUGUGUGUUGGGGCCGCAGCCUUCUCCCACUUUGAGCGAUGGAGCUUCUUCCAUGCUUACUACUACUGCUUCAUCACACUCACCACUAUCGGCUUCGGGGACUUUGUGGCCCUGCAGAAAAAGGAGGACCUCCAGGAGAAAACGCCCUACGUGGCGUUCAGCUUCAUGUACAUCCUGGUGGGGCUAACUGUUAUCGGGGCCUUCUUGAACUUGGUGGUGCUUCGCUUCCUCACCAUGAACACCGAGGAUGAGCGGAGGGACGCUCAAGAGAGGGCGUCGCUGAAGAGGGACCGGGGCCUUUUGGAUGGGUCUCUGGGUCUCCGUGUUGUAGGGGAACAGAGCAGAGGCAGCCACAGAGAGAGGAACAGGAGCAAUGCGGUGCACGGUCGCAGCCACAGCACGCUCUUCCUCCCGAUGGAGGAAGGAACCAGCUGCACCAACCUCAUCGCUUCCCCAGCGGAUCAGGAAAGGCAAGGAAGCCCCUGCAGACACAGGCUGCAUUUUCAGAUCAAGGCAGGCAGACGCCAGCCAGAGACAAGCCUAAGCUCCCUCUGCUCCUGUGUGUGCUACCGUUUGGGGAUUUGUGAUAGUCCUCUUAUGUCCCACGGUGAGCACCACGGCUGUCAUAUCAAUUCUGUUUUCGACAACUCAGUCUCCUACAGGAUCCAGGGCUGCUCGCCGGGCUCCAGGGACAACACUGGACUCUCUUCCCCAGGAAGCACGCUCUCACCGGGGCAUAGCUUCCGUGAGUUCCCUCGUUCAAGGAGAAAGUCUGUGUAAAGAGCACUAUAGUGAGGUGUUUGCACAGACUGUAAGCAGCAUUUUCAAUGACACUGUAUUUUGUGUUACACCUUGUGCAUGUCAGAAGACACUGAUUCUGUUCAAUGAAUAAGUUGUCAGUUGUGGUUGUUAAAGAUAAUUUUAUUUGUUAAGCAAGGAUGAGAUUUCUUAUCCUCUUUUAUGACACUAUCUAUGUUCGUGAUUCUGCUGUGUUCCUCGCAUGAAAGCGAAAGUGCAUGCUAAAGAGAAUGUACAGCACAAAAUGUGGACGCAUGUGCGAUGUACAGAUGUAAACAGUUGGGCUUUUUAAAAGUCUUUUGGAUAUAGUGCUUAUUAAUGACUGUAUAACUGUUCAGUGAAGGUAUGUGAAUGAUCCUCGGUGGACUCUGCUCCUGCUUCCAACUAAAUCCAACACUUUUCAUGCCAGAGCUAGAACAUGUCAGCUUGCUUUUAUAUCAAAAAAGCCUUAAAUAACGUUCACCAAGCACAUGAGAUAUGUGGCUUCUUAGCUCAGAAAAUUUAUUAAAUCCUUUUAUUACUUAUAAUGAGGGAGUCAGAAUAACUUUUCUGUGCAUUGUUCAGCAUUAAUGCACUCUAACAUAAAGAGAUUAUGAUUGUUACAUGACUGAUUCUAACAUAAUGGAUGUAGCACGUUACAGAUACUAUGUAGCAGGUUGCAAAUAAACUUCCCAAAAUCCUGGAAAAAUUGUCACUUUCCAGCCAGGGAGGUGUUAAUUCCAUGUAAGGUUUGUAGUCAGAUUCAAUCUGAGUCUCUUACAGUAUUGUUUUAUUAAACCAAAGGAAAGGACCAUUCAAUGUCUGAGGGUUUUUAUUUUAAUCAAAGUUUGCUGAAUGUCUGAACAACUCACUUGAAUGAGGUUAAUUUCUUUUGUUUUCAUUCGUCGUCCUCUGUUCUAUUUGUGUUUUUUAUCAACAGGAACAGAGGCACAGAGGAAAAAUGGAGAAAGUGAUACUACUUUUGGUGAUGGUAUUAUAUUGACUAACUGGUUUACAGUUGAAGGUAAACCCAGCAAGCAUUGAUGUGGUGAUUUGAGCUUAUAGUACCAUAC
Molecule: messenger RNA, 2692 nt
Organism: Anarrhichthys ocellatus (wolf-eel)
Lineage: Eukaryota; Metazoa; Chordata; Actinopteri; Perciformes; Anarhichadidae
Gene: kcnk15
Product: potassium channel, subfamily K, member 15
Exons: 2
Coding region: 333-1622 (429 amino acids)
Biological process (GO): stabilization of membrane potential; potassium ion transmembrane transport
Cellular component (GO): plasma membrane
Molecular function (GO): potassium ion leak channel activity; outward rectifier potassium channel activity
Source: RefSeq, a predicted model, not a curated record